Molecule: messenger RNA, 3050 nt
Organism: Mustela erminea (ermine)
Lineage: Eukaryota; Metazoa; Chordata; Mammalia; Carnivora; Mustelidae
Gene: SOCS1
Product: suppressor of cytokine signaling 1
Exons: 2
Coding region: 185-847 (220 amino acids)
Biological process (GO): phosphatidylinositol phosphate biosynthetic process; intracellular signal transduction
Cellular component (GO): phosphatidylinositol 3-kinase complex
Molecular function (GO): 1-phosphatidylinositol-3-kinase regulator activity
Source: RefSeq, a predicted model, not a curated record
GGUGCAGGGGCGGGCGCGGAGCAGAGCGAGCUGCGGCCGUGGCAGCUGCACGGCUCCCGGCCCCGGAGCAUGCGCGAGAGCCGCCCCGGAGCCCCCCGCCGCCCCGCCCGCGGCGCCCCGCGCCCCGCCGCCAGCGCACCCCCGGACGCUAUGGCCCACCCCUCCGGCUGGCCCCGCGUGUAGGAUGGUAGCACACAACCAGGUGGCAGCCGACAAUGCAAUCUCCACGGCAGCAGAGUCCCGACGGCGGCCAGAGCCUUCCUCGUCUUCGUCUUCGUCCUCGUCCUCGUCCCCGUCCUCGGCGGCGCCCGCGGCCCCCGCGCGCCCGCGGCCCUGCCCGGUGGCCCCAGCCCCGGCCCCCGGCGACACGCACUUCCGCACGUUCCGCUCGCACGCAGACUACCGGCGCAUCACCCGGGCCAGCGCGCUGCUCGACGCCUGCGGCUUCUACUGGGGGCCCCUGAGCGUGCACGGGGCGCACGAGCGGCUGCGCGCCGAGCCCGUGGGCACCUUCCUGGUGCGCGACAGCCGCCAGCGGAACUGCUUCUUCGCCCUCAGCGUGAAGAUGGCCUCGGGCCCCACGAGCAUCCGCGUGCACUUCCAGGCCGGCCGCUUCCACCUGGACGGCAGCCGCGAGAGCUUCGACUGCCUCUUCGAGCUUCUGGAGCACUACGUGGCGGCGCCGCGUCGCAUGCUCGGGGCCCCGCUGCGCCAGCGCCGCGUGCGGCCGCUGCAGGAGCUGUGUCGCCAGCGCAUCGUGGCCACCGUGGGCCGCGAGAACCUGGCGCGCAUCCCCCUCAACCCCGUCCUGCGCGACUAUCUGAGCUCCUUCCCCUUCCAGAUCUGACCGGCCGCGUACGCAGCAUUAACUCGAGCACCUUGUUAUUAUUUUGUAUUAUUAUUAUUUCCCUGGAACAACAUGGGUGCCCUCCCCACCCAGGUUGGAGGGAGCCGGGGCGUGGGGGCGAGGCGCCUCCCCCUCUCCCCCGCAGACAAGGCUGCAGACCCCUCCCCAUCUCUUGGGAGGGUGCCCCUCCUCCUGGUGCUCCCUCUGGGUCCCCCCUGGUUGUUGUAGCAGCUUAACUGUAUCUGGGGCCAGGACCUGAAUUUGUAUCUCCUACCUCUUCAUGUUUACAUAUACCCAGUAUUUUUGCACAAACCAGGGGUUGGGGGAGGGUCUCUGGCUUUAUUUUUCUGCUGUGCAGAAUCCUAUUUUAUAUUUUUUACAGCCAGUUUAGGUAAUAAACUUUGUUAUGAAAGUUUUUUUUUUAAAGAAAAAAAAAGUUUCCAGCGCAUGUGCUUGGUUCAGGGGAUUCCCUUGGUUGUGAGUGGGUCCAGGGCGGAGGGGUCCUCCGAGGGACCUGCCUCAUUUUUUACAGACGAGAAAAACCAAGGCAAGGGUCCACUUGCCUGUGUCAGAGACAACACUGGGGCCUUUUUUGGCCAUCCACCCAGAAUGUGUUUGAAAUGGAUGACAGAGAGGAAACUUCUUUCAUUCUGUGACCACAGCACCUUCCAGGAAGAAGGUGGGGGGGGGGUGUGCUGAUGAGUUUUUGGAAGGAGAAGUGGCGCAUUCUGAAACUGGCGUGGAGAGAGACAGAUUUCAGAGGGUGGGAUGGGGAUCGAGGGCUGGGCCUGACUUCAUCCUUCCUGUCCCCUUCUCUCCGUGUACUUUCUGGUAAGCACAACACUUGGAGCCCAAAGAACGCUUUGCGGUCUGUGGUGGCAGGAGGGCCCUGCAAGCGGCUGUGGGCAAUUCCCUUUGCUUCUCAGGGCCUCAGUGUCUACCUCUAAAAUGGGUUUGCUGGAGGAGGUGCUUGCCGGGCAACAGGGACGAGGGGAAGCUCUCGGGAGGGGAGACUGGCUGCAGGGCACAGGGGGGCUGGCCCACGUCGCCAGAAAGUGCCCAGGACGUGGGCUCUAUGGCUACUCCCCGGUCCGUGGCCUGACAGGUCAGCCACGCUGGCGACCCGGGGCGGGGGGUGGGGUGGCUGGGCGGCCACACUGGGUGAACUGACUCACUUUCAGGUUUGGGGUGAAACAGCCUCACGGACAAGUUGCAGUUCAUUUUUAGAAGUUGGACUGGCCCUAGGCAGCCUUGGACAUGCUGAUGAUGGAGUGUCCUAAUAUUUAAUAAUACCCUUUCAGGCUUGAAAGUACAACAUAAAAUUAACGUUAUCGAGAACUGGAACAGCCCAGGCCUGUCUGGGGGAUUAAAUAGGUUCCAGGCCUCAAGGUUAAGGACGGCUGGGAGAGAUUUAGGAUCUCCGAGAGCUUUGGCAAUUGCAUCCUUGAAGAAGGUGGGGUGGCGGGGAAGGAGGUGACGUCUUCUCUCUGGGCUUCUAAGGAACGACUGCUUUUCUCUGGACCACCUCCCUGCCCUUUGUUCACUGCUGUGCGGAUCAAGCCCUUCUGCUGACUUUCCAGGUCUCACCCUCCCCAACCCCCUCCGCUUGGGUAGUGCCAGGAGAAACACAGAGAGGUCCGAGAAGGCACUGCCUGGGCACCCGGCAGACCCUUAGUGAGCACUUACUGUGUGCGGGGCUCCUGUGCUACCUUGUUUAAUCUUCCCAGCCCGCCUGUGAGUUAGAAACCUCUCUCCCAUUUUGCAGACAGGACAACUGACACUCACGAGAGGCAAAGCAGGCCACGGGAUAAAUGGUGAUACCAGAUUUUCAAAAUUUGGUACUGUUCCGGAGGCUGGGUACCACUGGGCAACACAGCCUCCCAGCGAGGGCCUAAGGCGUAGCAGGCACCCCAAUUGAUAAACCGCAUUAUUCUGCAGAAGCCGUUCCAGCCCCUAGAACCUAUAUGAAAACACUCAACCUUUCCCCCUCCGCCAGCCUUAGGAUCCGGGUACUGCUAACAUUCCCAUUUCACAGAUGAGGAAACAGGUCCUUGUCUAAAGAGAAACAAAGUUGUCUGCAAUAUUUUCAGGCCUCUUUCAUCCUUCUUAGAAAAGUUUUAAAAAUUAACAUCCUCAUGGCACAAACCCAUUCCCUUAAAAACCUGGCGCAGGAUGGCUAGGAAUAAAGGCCCCUCUGAUCACA